Messenger RNA from Penaeus monodon (black tiger shrimp), 3189 nucleotides. RefSeq names its product ankyrin repeat domain-containing protein 13D-like. Gene Ontology annotation, molecular function: protein binding. Gene Ontology annotation, cellular component: cytoplasm. The record is from RefSeq and is a predicted model, not a curated record. NCBI's taxonomy places the organism in Eukaryota, Metazoa, Arthropoda, Malacostraca, Decapoda, Penaeidae.
GGAGAGCUGAGGGGAGGAACGUCAAAGGGAAUCAAAGGUUGAAGAAAUUGAUGCUUGAUGAAUGAUAAGACGUGGCUUAGCAAGAAGAGGAUCUUGAGUUAGAAGGAGUUGUCUUUGCAAGGUGGGGAGAGUAUGGAGGAAGGUGGACCAGCUGAAGGGAAGGAUGGAAGUCAGAAUGAAGACAAGGGCCCAGAGGGUGCAGAAGGGACAAUGGAGAGUGCACAAGCCAAAGCUUGCAGCGCUAAUGUGCAGAACAGCAUAGACACAAAAGGGCGGGAAGGCAGGGAAGGGUACCCCUUACACUGGCUUGUCUGGCACAAUGACUAUCGCAAUUUGGAAACUGAGUUAGCCUCAGGAAAGCAUGAUAAGGAAUUAAAAGACUUCAGAGGACGCACACCUCUCAUGCUUGCUGUGACUCUUGGCCACCUUGAGGCAACAAGAACACUCUUGAAGUACAACUGUAAUGGGAAUGUUGAGAAUGCAGAUGGAUGGACAGUUGUGCAAGAAGCAACAGCCACUGGUGAUCCUGAAAUCCUAAAGGUGGUGUUGGAGGGUCGAGAUGUGGAGCGCUAUUCCUCCCGAGUUGCUGGGAUACCUACGCUCUUGGAAAAGCUCAAAGAGGCUCCUGACUUCUACGUGGAAAUGAAGUGGGAAUUUACGAGCUGGGUGCCUUUGGUUUCACGCAUGUGCCCAAGUGACACCUACAAAGUAUACAAGAGUGGGUCCAGUGUGCGUAUAGACACAACACUCCUAGGAUUUGAUCAGACUAGCUGGCAGAGGGGGAACCGCAGCUAUAUUUUCAAUGGCCAAGUUGAUGGAGCAACCAUGAUGGAGGUGGAUCAUGAGACUUGCCAGGUUUAUAUCGAGAAUAUGCGUACUCUUACAACAGAGCAGGCCUUAGCAACCAUGCGACCUCACCCAGCAAUGGUCUCCCAUAGGCUGACCACUCCUAUUGCUACCACAUAUAUUGACACUGAUAAGAUAAGUUUUGAAAGAGAUAAAGCUGGGAUAUGGGGAUGGAGGAGUGACAGGACAGAGAAUGUUAAUGGCCACGAUUGUAAGGUAUUUUCUGCGACGAAUGUAGAACUUGUCACCAAGACCCGAACAGAGCACCUGACAGAUGCAGAGAAGGAGAAGUCACUACCUCGGAGUCCUCUACAAUCAUUCCUCAACAUUGCAGAGGUUGAAGAGAAACAGAAUUCACCAUCGUCUUCGGAAGGGAGUGAAUCCUACAACUUUAACAACCCAACUAAUAUCACUGCAGAGGAAUAUUUCAAUCCAAACGUUGACCUUCAAGGCAGGGAUAUUGGUCGUCCUAAAGAGGUUGUCAAGAAGGUACAAAACUUCAAGGCUCACUUGUGGCUAGCUGAGGAAUAUCCGCUGAAGCUCCAGGAACAGGUCAUGCCCAUUGUGGACCUCAUGGCUAUCACGUCAACUCACUUUGCUAAGCUGAAGCAUUUCAUCCAGAUGCAACUCCCCAGUGGCUUCCCUGUCAAGAUUGAAAUCCCACUCUUCCAUGUUCUGACAGCAAGAAUUACCUUCGGAAAUAUUUUUGGAGUUGAUGAAAGUGUUGAUAAAGUGUCUACAGUAAAGGAAGAAGAUAGGGUAACUUGUGUAAUAGAUGAGACUGUCUUCGAGCCACCACCAAGCUACACAAAAAUAGGUCACUCUGACCAGCAGCACCUGCAGAUGAGCAUGGACGAGGACGAUGCCUUGCUGCAAUAUGCUAUCCAGCAGUCCUUGGUAGAGGCUGGCACCGAGCAAGACCAGGUAGACAUCUGGGAGGCACUACAGGCCGAGCAUCGACCCGCUCCAAGAGUACCAGGGUGUAACUCCAGGUCAGGAUCAUCCCCAAAUACUCCCGCACACUUGUCACUACAAGCAGUAGAGGAUGCACAAUUGCAGAGGGCCAUUGAGGAAUCCUUAGCCUUGAGCAUAGGUGUGACAAACAUCAGAAGAUCCCAGGAGGAGAUAAGUAGCAGUGAAAAUGCAGAGGUAGCUGUUCCAGGGGGACUGGCCUUGACCCCUGGAGGUAGCAUUGUGGACUCAGAAAUGGCCAUGGCUCUGUCGCUAUCCCAACAGCAGCAGGAGGAGGAGGAGGCUCGUAAAAGGCAAGAGGAGGAAACACUAAAGCGCAUCCUGGAGCUCUCCCUCACAGAAAAAUAAUGCUGGGCAUGGUGUAGACCACACAGACUUCUUUAGAAAUUGGUGAUGGGCUCUGUUGCAGAUAAAUGACAAGAGAGAAUUAGCAGUGAUUCUUUUCAGAAUGAAUUGGUUUAAGUAAUUGUCAAAUAAAUUGCUGUCAAAUAGAUUUUUUUUAAUCAUUACCAGUUCACUGAAAAGGAUCAAGGUAGAAAUGUUUGGUGACAGCAAUAGGGAGAAACAGAGACCCAAGAUGGAGAUUUUGAUAUUUGAUUAUAGAAAAGAAAGCAAUUUGUAAGUUGUUUUAGCCAUGGUGAAAGAUCCAUGAUGACUUAUAGUGCCUCUUCAUAGCAUCUUUGUAUAUCAGGAUUAUUUCUUUAAAAUGACCCUGAAAUCAUGUAGUGAAGUUUUUGCACAUGCAUUUAUGCUUUAUUUAAAGCACAAUAUAUUAGUAAAGAAUGUAGCUCACAUCUUCAUACUGCAUUUGAGCUGAUUGCUUAAAGUUAAUAGUUACUGGAUUUUUUCAAUUUCAUAGGCAUUUUAUAAUGUGAUACAACUUGGAUGCUUUAAGCAUAGCAGUUAAUAUAUCUAAAUUUGUUUGUCUUGUACAUUUUUCUGAUUCUUUGAAGAUUGGACUUAUUUUUAUUUUUAUUUUCUGUAAAUGUGCAGCUUGAGCCUUGUAUGUAUUGUAAGUGACAGUUCUGAUAUCUAAUAUGAUGAGGAAACUAUAUCCUGUUAGUAAUGUGGGACUACAGUCUUCUGAACUUUCUUGCCUGGUUGCUUGUUAUGCCAACUUGGUAGUGCAUUCAGAGUUUGAAUGUAAGUGUCUUGACCACUUUUCUACCUGUUUCAAUGAUCUUGGUAUGUGUUAGGUUAGUACAAAUAUCAAAAUAGAGUAAUGGUUCAGCUCAGAAAAUCAGAUAUGAGGUAACUGCAAGUCUGGAAGAGCAUUGGAGAAUGUAUAGCACACUUAUGACAGCUCAUGUGUUCUGCAGAUUGUUGUAUGGUGUACAAAAAUGUUAUUGGAAGGUCAGCAACUCUUAGACU